AUGAUCUUCUCAGACAUUUACAAGUCCCCACGCUCGCCUCUCGCCAAGUUCAGGCACUCCAUGUCCCAGCAGCCCUUGACGCUGGACUUGCCUGACUAUGAUCCAGACCUCCUGAGCAAGGAUAAGGUCAAGCAGAAGGAGGCAGUUAAGAAGUACCUUGCCUCCAAGAUCCGCAACGACUGGGAGUUUGUCUGGCCACCAGUCAUCCCACCUCAAAAACAGAACGGCGAUGGUGAGGCUGCACCAAAACCGACGCCAGCGCCAGCAACCGAGGCUGAUGCGCCCGUACAAGCACCCGUAGAACAGACUCAAGACACCGCCGAGCCCAAGCCCGAAGCGACGCAGACGGCGACGAAUGACGACGAUGUGGCAGUCGAAAGCAUGGACAGCAGUGACGACGACGACGAGGAAGGGGGUUUCUCAGACAGCGAUGCAGAGUCCGUCUACAGCACAGUCUCAGAAGACCCGGCACGCUUCAAGCCUCGCCUGGAAUGGGUGUCUGACCUCUCCGACGAGGAACCCGUCCCACUGUCUCUCUCCCCGUUCCGCUUCGACAGCCCCGAUGCGAUCGGCGCCGCGGUGAAAGCCUCCGUCGCCGAGAAGCGUGCGGCGCGGAGGCGGGCACUGCGCGAAGAAAUGCAGUGGAAUGAAGGGCUGGCCUGCUUCGAGGCGAGGCGCAAUGCCUGGACAGGCGCACGUACGGUGCGCGUUCGCGCCAAACCCGUUUCUCCCACGCAGACAUUCUCGCCGCUGUCGCCCCGCCGCCUCUUCUUCCGCUCCUCAAUGUCCCAGCCUUCGCCAGCAUCUUUCGGUGCGUCUCCAUCGUCGCCGCCUCAUUCUCUGCAGCAGCGGCCGAGCAACGAUGCUUCGGCCGUUGUGUCGGAUGGCUCCGAGCUCACCAAAGAGCUCACUGCGUCAAAGUCUAAGGAGUCCGCACGGUCAGCGGCAUUGGCCGCGGCUGUGACGUACCCCGUCGAGACCCUGAUUCCUCUACCCGCGCCCCUGCUUCCUCCCGGAAACCCAAUGCGUGCAUCCAUCACUCCUUCGGUGUACAUCUCAUUGUACGAGAAGGUGAUUGUACACGCCCUGACGCCCUCAUGCCCUGUCAACUUGUCAGACAUGAUUAGAGCCUGUGUCGUAGGGUGGAAGCGAGACGGUGAGUGGCCUCCGAAGCCGGCUGCCGACGUUGGCAUCGUCGCUGUGCGGCGGAGGAAGAAGUCCGCCACAGAGGGUGCAGGGCAGAACGCCGUUCGUAGAAUGAGCUUCGGCUUCCUGGGCAGGGCAGAAAAGACAGAGGGCCAUGACGAGGCUGGAACCGGCAAGGGCAUUAGAAGAAGCCUGCAACGGGUCCUCGGUCUGGGGCAGCACCAUCCCGCCACAGGAGCGGGUAAUGGGAACGGGGCGGCAAACGGAAAAGAAGCGACCGCUGCAUAG
This is a messenger RNA of Colletotrichum chrysophilum, 1434 nucleotides long. RefSeq lists its product as uncharacterized. Bases 1 to 1434 code for a protein of 477 amino acids. The record is from RefSeq and is a predicted model, not a curated record. The transcript has a single exon. NCBI's taxonomy places the organism in Eukaryota, Fungi, Ascomycota, Sordariomycetes, Glomerellales, Glomerellaceae.